Molecule: messenger RNA, 1174 nt
Organism: Microtus oregoni (creeping vole)
Lineage: Eukaryota; Metazoa; Chordata; Mammalia; Rodentia; Cricetidae
Product: choline transporter-like protein 4
Exons: 3
Coding region: 1-1062 (353 amino acids)
Biological process (GO): choline transport; thiamine pyrophosphate transmembrane transport
Cellular component (GO): plasma membrane
Molecular function (GO): thiamine pyrophosphate transmembrane transporter activity
Source: RefSeq, a predicted model, not a curated record
AUGGGGAAAUACCUGUUACUGUUAACUGAUCAAGAAACUGAAAAGCUCGAGCUGAACUUGACUGGUUGUUUACUAGAAAGUGGAGUCACUGAGAACGACCAUGCUAAGAAGACAAGUUCAGCUUCGAUUCUGGCCCUCUACACUGGGAAGAUAAUCUUGGCCUCAACCGGGAAUUUCUCCUCCUGCCCCGGGCUCACAUGCGCCUUCCAGGGCUACUCGUCCACGGGCCUAGCCCAGCGCUCUCUCUUCAACCUGCAAAUCUAUGGAGUGUUGGGGCUCUUCUGGACGGUUAACUGGGUACUGGCGCUGGGCCAGUGCGUCCUUGCCGGGGCCUUUGCCUCCUUCUACUGGGCCUUUCAUAAGCCUAAAGACAUCCCUACCUUCCCCUUGAGCUCAGCCUUCAUCCGCACCCUCCGUUACCACACUGGGUCGCUGGCGUUUGGAGCCCUCAUCCUGACCCUUGUGCAGAUAGCCCGGGUCAUCCUGGAAUACAUUGACCACAAGCUAAGAGGAUCCCAAAAUGCUGUGGCCCGGUGCAUCAUCUGCUGCUUCAAGUGCUGCCUCUGGUGCCUGGAGAAGUUUAUUAAGUUUCUCAACCGCAACGCCUACAUCAUGAUCGCCAUCUACGGGAAGAAUUUCUGUGUCUCAGCCAAAAACGCCUUCAAGCUGCUCAUGAGGAACGUUCUCAGGGUAGUUGUCCUGGAUAAAGUCACAGAUCUGCUGCUCUUCUUUGGGAAGCUGCUGGUGGUCGGAGGUGUCGGUGUCCUGUCUUUCUUCUUUUUCUCCGGUCGUAUCAAGGGGCUGGGGAAAGACUUUGAGAACCCCAACCUCAACUAUUAUUGGCUGCCCAUCAUGACCUCCAUCAUGGGAGCCUAUGUCAUCGCCAGUGGCUUCUUUAGCGUGUUUGGCAUGUGUGUAGACACGCUCUUCCUCUGCUUCCUGGAGGAUCUGGAGAGAAACGACGGUUCCCAGGAGCGGCCCUACUACAUGCCCAUGGCACUGAUGAAGAUUCUGGGCAAGAAGAAUGAGGUCCCUGCUGGGGGCAAGAAGAGGAAGAAGUGAGAGGUGGCAUCGUGACCCAGGACAGCAACCCUCCUGUACAGAAGCCCAGCCAGAUACGCCUUAAGAAUCACAAUUUUAUAGUAAACAAAUUUUAUUAAAGAUUAAUAUUUUA